This is a messenger RNA of Aplysia californica (California sea hare), 2722 nucleotides long. RefSeq lists its product as uncharacterized. Gene Ontology annotation, cellular component: extracellular region. The transcript is spliced from 18 exons. Gene Ontology annotation, molecular function: chitin binding. Bases 1 to 2502 code for a protein of 833 amino acids. Lineage: Eukaryota; Metazoa; Mollusca; Gastropoda; Aplysiida; Aplysiidae. The record is from RefSeq and is a predicted model, not a curated record.
AUGUCCACUGCAACGACUGUGCGGCUGAUUUCUCUGACCCUGUGUAUGACGUCACUGGUCAGUCGUGGCUCCGCUCAAGUGGUCAGUAAUCAUGUCCAGGAUCCGGGGGCAAAAGGCGCCAAAGUGGUGGAGGCGGUCAUCCAGACGAUAAAAGACGUGUGUCUCUUCAGCGAUGACUACGACUUCCUGAGGCGUCUGGCGUUUGUGGAGACCCAGGACGGAACUGACCGCAUGACCUAUGUCCAGGGUUUUGACGGGGGCAUUUGGCAUAUUGACAAGUCCCGCUUUGACAGGACCGAGCGGGAGUCCGCUCGCCUCACAGCGGAAUACGCCCUUAUCAAGCAGAAAUUGGGCAUUGAUUGGUUCACUGUUCAGUGGGCGGAUCUGCUCAAACCUUUAUACUCCGGCAUCGCUGCAGCCAUGUUACUGAAACUGGACAGCGCCCAGUCACCGCUCCCCUCUGAUGUCACAGGCCAGGCCAGCUUCUGGUCACAGAAGAUCCACCCUGGGAAGCCCGCGCAGGAGUUUAUCAACUCCACAGCUACCAUGGAGAAGAACUGUGCUCGAACUGGGAACAUCGACCUUUUGUUCGUGGUAGACACGAGCUCCAUAGUGCAGCAGUGGUCGCCCGUGGCAGAGUUCAUGAAGACCGUGGUGGCCUCCCUUGACAAGGCGAAUGGCUUGGGGCCCAACGCAGACAGAGUUGCCCUGCUUACCUACAGCAACCGGGCUAUACUGGCUUUUCCUUUCAGCAAGAGUACGGAUCUGCAGUCACUUACAACGUUGUUAGACCUGGCACCGAGGAUUGGCGGGACCUCCAACACCACAGACGCUCUCAAGAUGGCGCGCUCCCAGGUAUUUCCGGCCGGCCGCGCAGACGCAGAGAAGGUCAUUGUGCUCAUCACCGACAGCAAGUCGGACGACCCCCUGUCCGCCAUGAAAGAGGCGGUGCCGCUCAAGAAUGCGGGCAUCAUGAUCUACACCUUGGGCAUAGGCCCUGGAGCCAGCAGUAGCGAGCUGCAACAGUUUGCCAGCAUCCCGACAUGUACCUUCAGCUCUGUCAUCUCUGGCGUGGGGGAUCUCAACAACCUCCGGCUCAAACUGGGCCGGGUCUCCUGCCAGGCUCCCGAGAACCUGCAGGUUGGAGAGUACACAUACCCGUGCUCGGAAGAGUUUAGGGGACAGCUGCCUCCCAAACACAAAGUCACGCAAGCAAUCAACUUCUCCAGCGACUUAGUCAACAUGUUUGACGUGGGCGGGGACAAGCACCGAGUGGGCGUGGCUUGGUAUGAUAAGACAGCCCACGACUUGCUGUCACUCAAGGAUAGCUCCAGUGUUCCUCAGCUUCUGUCCAAGCUGCGACAGCUGUCCCCUGUGACUUCCCUGACACCGGCCCAGACUGACCUCUCCGCUGCCCUCAAGUGGGUGCGUCAGACUGGACUGUCUGUCCAACAUGGCGGCCGUGACGUCACCAGCAAGACGCUUGUGCUGGUUACCAAGGGCGACCCGGGGGGUUCGGCUGCUGUGACACAGGAGGCUGCACUUCUCCACACCGCGGGUGUGAGGGUGAUUGUCCUUGCCGUGGGCAGCACGUUUGAUGACCCGACCUUGACCUCUUUAGCCUCGACGCCCAUGCGCGUACACAAGUCAGCUGACCUGGCCAACCAAUCAACGGACGCAGUCGCAAAGACGGCUUGUACAGACGUGUCGGUCCAAUGCGUGGAGCAAGGUGUGUCCAGACCGUGCUCUCAAGAGGACCUCAUCAACAGUCAGUACGGGAACCAGGUAGUGGCUGACAGGAACCUGACCGUAAACCCCUGUGUCCUGCCCGCUGUCCCAGGCUUGCCUCCUAUUUCCAGAUUCCCUCACCCUAGCCACCGGGACCGUUUCAUCAUCUGCGACAGUAAGCAUCAAGCCUACAUAGUGUUAUGUCCCUUGGGAGAACUCUACAACGCCAGCAGUGAGGAGUGCGAGUACUCCCCCCUGGCCAAUCAGCUUCCGACGUCCACGCCACAUGGGGCGGUCCUCACCCCGGCGGCAUCAACUUCCGGGACGACCCCAUCUCUUCCAGUGACCUUGACCUCUGCGACCCCGAGUCCCGCCACAACGACCAAGCAGGUCACCACAGUAGCUGCGUCUAACCCCUGCACUUACAACAAUAUCCUCAAAGGGAACCGUCUCCAUCCCUACCCAUUGGACAACACCAUGUACAUCAACUGUACAAACGUACCUGGAAAGAUGAACGUGGUGCCUUGCCCAGCCGGAAAGUCCUGGAUGCAAGCCGUCAAGAGCUGUAUGUACACCUGCCUCAUCCUGGAUAUAAACAAAGGCCAGGUCGACUGCUCCCUGCCAAACCCAUGCGGGGGAGUGCUUGUCUAUUACUCUCACCCUACUGACGUCACAAAGUACAUCCAAUGCAACCCACUGCAGGAGGCGUUUGUGCACACAUGUCCUCCAGGCCAGUUAUGGAAACCCUUGCUGCUCACUUGUGACAUUGCCUGAGGGGAGGUUUUGAAUAUUUUAAUAAUCCAGUUUGGUCGUAAUCCCUCCAUGUCACUCAAAGGUCAACAGCAGCAACGUCGACCGUCUUAACCGGUGUGGCAGGGUUGUCGACCUCUAGCUAUACUUUCUUCUGGCGUGAUAAAGACGUCUUUUGACACUCUAAGCAAGGUCUGGAGAAUUAUGUUUAAAAAGAAAAUAAAGACAAUUUCUUCCAUACGUC